Molecule: messenger RNA, 2952 nt
Organism: Cucurbitaria berberidis CBS 394.84
Lineage: Eukaryota; Fungi; Ascomycota; Dothideomycetes; Pleosporales; Cucurbitariaceae
Exons: 1
Coding region: 105-2714 (869 amino acids)
Biological process (GO): proteasome-mediated ubiquitin-dependent protein catabolic process; protein linear polyubiquitination
Cellular component (GO): ubiquitin ligase complex
Molecular function (GO): ubiquitin binding; zinc ion binding; ubiquitin-protein transferase activity
Source: RefSeq, a predicted model, not a curated record
UCGCUUCUCAGCACAACCUUUGCUAUAUCUCCCAUUUGCCUCAAACGAUAGCAUUCCUACACAAGGCAACUCCCCAAUCUGAUAUUCGGCUAGCCUGAACCAGCAUGGUGGUGUGUCGCUACUUCCAACAAGGCCGUUGUACCAAAGGCGACAUCUGUGGCUUCGAGCAUCCAUCAGAUGCGAAUCUAAGCACAAGACCAACUGUUCCUAGAUUCGAAGCUCCGCCUGCUUUCUUGCAAGGCUUUAAACCCCAGACGCCAUGCGUCUUCUUUCAGCGGGGCGCUUGCAAAUACGGAGCGACGUGCAAGAACGCCCAUGAGUUAGGUGCAACCGCAGCUCCUCCUCCCUCCACACGGGUCGACGCACGAUCGGAUACUCCUUGUACCUUCUUCUUGCGAAAUGCGUGUUCCAAAGGAGCGAGCUGUCCAUUCAGCCAUGCGUCUACUUUCCCAUGCUCGUUCAACACCACCCUAACUGAGAGUACAGUCUCUCAGCCAGCCAAUAAUAGCCAGACAACCAACAUACCCGAUUUUGGAAAGAAUGGCUCUGAACUUCAAGAUUUGUCUUCCAGGACUAUUGGAGGAGCUACGGUGACUUUCGCGAACGGUGCGAUUAUCAGCGAGAUCUCGUUGCCGUCGGAUUAUUCCACGUUCACAUUGACGAAUAUUGCCGCCAAUGCGAAGUCAGGGGAUAUUUGUGACGACCUCAAGCGCUGGGCAAAUUGUGAAUUAGUCCACAUUGGUUCCCUGAAGCUCGAUCCACAGACGUCAAAACAAUCGACCCAGGCAAAGAUUGCCGAUGGAGGUCGCGCAUCUAGAAUCGCGGCUGGUUCUAGCCGUGGCUCUAAGCUCGACGGAACUGAUAUCGAAAUUCGUACGGUCCAGCUGGGCGAGUCCCUUUCAGGUACCAACCGUCUUCAGCUCUCAGGUGUCACCUGCACAUGGCAUGAUCCUUCAACAACAGCUCAUCUAAAAUAUGGGAGUGAAAAGUUCGCUUCGAAAGCGCUUUCAAAUAUAAAUGUAGAUCGCCGUGCGAUUCGAGGACGCCGACCUACGGUUGAACUUGCUCAAAAUCCUCGAUGGAUCAAUGUUGGCAACCUCGAUGUUCGAACUAGUGUAGAUGACUUGGAACAACACUUCAACCGCUUCCCGACUCCUCUGGAGAUUGGAAUUGGCCAAAGAUCACAUGGAAUGUCGUCUGGUGUCAUUCAGCAGCGAGUCAAAUCAUCCCUUGAGAAGUGCGGUCAUGUUCUCGAAUGGUCCGUUACCCACCAACCUACAGGUGCUAAGGUCAAAGCCUAUGCGAAAUUCUCAACCGAAUAUGAAGCUGUUCAGGCGGUAAAACAGCUAGAUAGCUCCAGCAUCGACUCGAGAUCCAAUGACAGAUUGCAUGUCCAACACGUCAUCUCCGUCAAGCUGCCAGUGUCACUACGUGUGCUUGGUGCAGUCCAGUCUCAACUCAAUGCUCUAGCUGAAAGCGCACGAUCUACUCACUAUGUUUCAGUCAAAGCAUACGAUAACCCACUCAAGCUGUAUACACAAGUAAGGGUGACUGGGUCUGACAAAAUCACGGUCGCUCGAGUCAAGAUACAAGUUGAGGAGUUGUUGGCUGGUAACAUUGCCACCGACGGCACGCAACCUCUUACGAAUUCAUACUUCUUCCAUGCUUCAUCAACAGCAUUUCUCGACCAUGUCAUGGAAUUCCAUGGUGUACUUAUUGUUCGGGAUCGACGCAAGAUGGCUCUACGAGUGUAUGGUGAAGCGACUCAUGUCAGAGCUGCACAAGACGCACUUCGAGAAAAGGCCGCAGAGGUGAAAAGUGAAGUAAAGGAAGUCAUACUUGACCAAAAUACUCUUACUGCAGCUAUGACAGGCGGAAUUCAACGUAUCGUAACUGCGCUUGGUAAGAGCAAGGUGAAGCUCGAUAUCACGUCAAACCCCAAGCGGAUCCUUGUCACAGGUAGUGAUAGGGACGUUUCGAUAGUUCGCGAAAUCCUAGCCUAUCGCCAGUCCGACCUUUCUGGGGCCAUCACCGGCCUUUGUAUCAAUCAGGAGAACGAAUCACUAUGUGCAGUUUGCUGGACGCCUGCCGAAGAUCCGACUAAAACCACAUGCGGUCACACAUACUGCAGCUCUUGCAUCGAUGCGCAGGCAACAUGCACAUCAGACUUCCCGCUUCGUUGCUUGGGUGACUCCGGGAAAUGCAACAACCCACUAACUCUAGAAGAGCUCGAGCAAGUACUAGCUAGAGGCAGCUAUGAAGGGCUUCUCGAAGCUUCACUUACAAAGCACAUCCGGACACACCCAGAAGACUUUCAGUACUGCUCGACUCCCGACUGCGAUCGCUUCUACCGCACAUCCAAAGCAGAAGACGCCAUAGACUUCCACUGCGACCGCUGCCUCACAUCCAUCUGUACUAGCUGUCACAACGCUGCCCACGAUGGAGAAACGUGCCACGAAUCUAAAGCUGCCCGUAGUGGCGUUGAUGAAUUUGCCGAGUGGAAGAAACAGAACGAUGCGCGAGAUUGUCCCAAUUGCAGCACAACGAUCCAGAAGAGCGCGGGAUGUCAUCAUAUGACGUGUAGCUCAUGCCAGACUCAUAUCUGCUGGCACUGUAUGAAGAUGUUCAAGCAAGGCUCUGAGGUGUAUACGCACAUGAACAAGGAUCACGGACAGGAUUGGGGGCUGGGCUGGACGCCGCGCGAUUUUCAAUAGUCAGACCAGAAUGAUGAUAUUUUAGUGAUUGGUUUGCGGACUCGGAUGGUAGGGGUGUGGGGAAGCGUAUAUGGAGCAGUAGCAGGGGGCCGAGAGAAAAGGCCGAAGCUUCGGACUCUGUCAAUCACUAUACAAGAUGUAUUGAAGAUACGGGCAGUAAUCAAUAUUAGCACAGUGAACCUUGCUUAGAUAUAUUCAGACCAUCAUAUCGUUUGCAGUAAUACAUUCUAGGUACCAA